UUCGUUUGAAAUAGAAAAAAUUAUGAGUAACCUACUCCAACAAAGUCUGAAAGUAUUUAUUCUAGGCUAUGUCCCCGAGGGACUUCUCAAUUUGGUGUUCUCCACUGACUGAGAGUGUUUCAUCAAACUAUAUACUCUGCAUAUUCUACGGAACGCGUAGACCUAUUCACGGAUCUGCUUACUUGUUUUAGAUGAACAGUUAUUGAAACCUGGAAAUACUCUGUCAUGCUUCAACGGAAACGUCAUGCAGUUAAACAAAAUAUAUUAGAGACACGGGAAGAAUGGAUCGGGCGCAACGAAAGUCUGGUGUAGGCCUAUCUGCUUUACAAGGCGUGUGACACAUUGAAGUGAGUUUGACAUGGCGUGCUGGCAAUGGUGCCGUCGGACCUGCGUUUGUUUCCUGGACGAUGAAGAGAGGCAGACUAUUGCUAUUGACAAGGAGAUUCAGAGGAUUCUCCGAAAGCAGAAGAAGAGAGAACGCAAAGAAAUCAAAGUUCUUUUACUCGGCACGGGGGAGAGUGGGAAAACCACCUUCAUCAGACAGAUGAGGAUCAUCCAUGGAAGAGGCUUCUCUGAGGAGGAAAGACGGGACUUCGCCAAGCUCAUCUACCAGAACAUCUUCACAGCUGUGAAGGCUAUGACCCGGGCCAUGAUUACCCUCAGACUGCCCUAUGCCUACCCAGAGAAUGAGAUGUAUGACAGGUGGGUGCAGGAUGUGGAUGUCUCUGUCACCCAGCUGGACAGAGGCAAUGUGGAUGCUAUCCGCCAUCUCUGGGCCGACCCAGGCCUCCGGGUCUGCUACAGCCGCCGCAGCGAGUACCAGCUGUUGGACUCCACAGAGUACUACAUGACAAAUCUGGACCGCAUAUCAGCCCCAGACUACAUCCCCACUGCUCAGGACAUACUGCGAGUUCGAUUCCCCACCACCGGCAUCCAUGACUACUCCUUCACUGUGGAGAAAAUCACACUCAGGAUUGUGGAUGUGGGUGGACAGAAGUCAGAGAGGCGGAAGUGGAUCCAUUGUUUUCAGGACGUCACAUCCCUCAUUUUCCUGGCUUCCCUCAGCGAGUACGACCAGGUCCUGGAGGAGAGAGAGACCGAUAACCGUAUGGAGGAGAGCUUGGCUCUGUUCUACACCACCAUCCAUUCCCCCUGGUUCCUCAACACCUCCAUCAUCCUCUUCCUCAACAAGACAGACAUCCUCGCUGAUAAGAUCCAGGCGUCCGACCUGCAGAAGUACUUCCCAGGGUUCACAGGAAAGCGACGUGAUGCUCAGGAUGCUAUGAAGUAUAUCCAGAAGAUGUAUACGCAGCAGACUCGCAGCCGGGACAAGAAGGAGAGCAAGUGGCUGUACCCCCACUUCACCUGCGCCACCGACACCAACAACAUCUGCAAUGUAUUCAAUGCCGUCAAGGACACGAUGCUCCUCAAGGUCAUCAAGGACUAUGGGGUGAUCUGAUGGGCCUUGGGGCCCUCCUGCCUGGGGAGCAACACUCAACCAACACUCAGGGCUGAAGAGACUCUCCCCUGAUCCCUUCCUCGCUCACUUUUCUCCUCUCUCCAUCUCAGCGCUGGGGAUGGGAAUGCUUUCUGGCCAAACCUUCUUAUUGUAGGAAGGAAUCUCAGACAGAAUGGACUCCUGAACACACACGCACACACACACACAGUACAGGAUCUGAUCAUAGGUUUUUUCCCCCUCUGGUUGUUAUUGUAUAAUGUUGUGCGCAAGGUCUUGAAGAUGCAGUGCUCUACCAGUGCUUGAAACUGGACUAGAGAUGUCAUGAAGUACUGUGCCUCCAUUAUGUUAGUGAUGACUUUAGCAGGUGGAGAGGAGAACUCUAUAGUCCAUAUGUAUCACCAACACCACCAUGUUGAUAGAAAAUGCCUCUGCUCUAGAGAUCCCUACAGAAGCUUCCACUCUGUGUGUUGAAUGAACGCUACUGUACACGUGUUGUAGUCAUUACAUAACAUAAUACACCAUUUACACUAAUACGUUUACACUUAUGAGAAGGUGCCACCAAAGAAGGCUUGUGUAACAUUUUGUGUUUGCUUUGUCUUUUAAUUUGUUUUAUUGGUUGAUAGCUGUAUAUUUCUCGCUGGAUUCCAGGUGUGAGGUGAGGUGUGAUGAAGGCGGGAAAUGUGAGAGUUGAUGGGUUCCCCUGACACAGUAUGUUAUGCAAUGCAAUGCUGUACUACACUGUUAGGAUUCUUGGUUUGGUUCAUUGUGGAUGUUCUUGUCUCUUCCCAUAAUGUGCUUGCUUUUCGACCAAUCACUAACUGCUAUACAUUGAGUUCAUAUGGGAACAACAAUACCAGUGAAUCAAUACAUUGCCCAACAAAUCAGAGUC
Molecule: messenger RNA, 2348 nt
Organism: Salvelinus sp. IW2-2015
Lineage: Eukaryota; Metazoa; Chordata; Actinopteri; Salmoniformes; Salmonidae
Product: guanine nucleotide-binding protein subunit alpha-14
Biological process (GO): adenylate cyclase-modulating G protein-coupled receptor signaling pathway; action potential; phospholipase C-activating dopamine receptor signaling pathway
Cellular component (GO): heterotrimeric G-protein complex
Molecular function (GO): G-protein beta/gamma-subunit complex binding; GTPase activity; guanyl nucleotide binding
Source: RefSeq, a predicted model, not a curated record